Biomphalaria glabrata is the source of this 5946-nucleotide messenger RNA. RefSeq lists its product as uncharacterized. The transcript is spliced from 7 exons. The coding region runs from base 386 to 5128 and encodes 1580 amino acids. The record is from RefSeq and is a predicted model, not a curated record. Gene Ontology annotation, biological process: anatomical structure morphogenesis. Gene Ontology annotation, molecular function: protein binding. Gene Ontology annotation, cellular component: cytosol. NCBI's taxonomy places the organism in Eukaryota, Metazoa, Mollusca, Gastropoda, Planorbidae.
AAUAAGUGGACUUCAUAAUUAGACUCUGGUAGCAGCAUAUAAUCUUAUAAAAAUCUAGGCUUCAAUUUUGAAGAUUAAGCCCAUUUAAGGUUCUGAGAUCAAAACCAGUUUUUUUGUUUGUACAUGUUUCGGAUGUUCCUAGAGAAUUGAAGAUUAUUACAUCCUAGCCUAAACAUCCUGCUUGAUGGUCGCGUACAUGGUUUGAACCUAGGUCCAGAACACAUUCCUCAUGACCAGGCUGACAUUCUAAGUCUUAAUGAAUCUGUAUUUCCCAUGGCCACCUAACAUUGCAGACCCAGUUGUGACCUGAAAACACAGAUGAAGCAGUUUUUCAAUGGAUAUCCAUUUAAUUAUCAAUCCCUUGAUCUAGAAAGCUGAUGUCAACAUGUCGCAAAGCAACUUUAGCAAGCAAGACAUUGAAAAGCAAGUACAGCAUGUUAUCUCUGAACUGCAAAGUGGACACGGGUCAGGUCUCUAUGGCGCCCUCAUUACACUGCGUACAACACUGAUCAAGUCCAAGACUGCACUGAGGCAGUUAGUUAAGCUGGGGGUGGUCCCACUGCUGGUAGACGCACUGGAAGAUACAAGUCGACAUGUUGGCCAUGACAAGAUGCAAGAUAUUGUGAUGAGUAUCUUGGGAAAUCUGUGUAUGGAAGAAGUCGUUAGAAAGAAGGUGAUCAACAAUGAUCUCAUUUCAGCAAUAGCUAGAGUUACUCUGUCAUCAGAGCAAGAAAGCAUACAUAACAGAGGAAUCAGAGCCUUGGCCAACCUGGCCCAAGAGGCCAAUCACUGUGAUAAAAUUACUGACCUGGAAAUUCCAGAGUUUGUGGCCAAAUGUCUUAUGACAACUGAAGAUGAAGAAUGUAGAACUACUUACAUCAGGGCUUUAAGAUUGAUGGCUCAGAGAGAGAAAGGUGUGAAGAAGCUAGUGGAAGACACACAAGCUGUUCAAGCCCUAGCAGCACUGCUGAAACUUGACAACAAGAAAAUGAUUCAAAGAAGUGUCAGAGUGCUAUCAGAAAUAUGUUCUGUCAGAUGCUGCAUCAAUUUUUCAGGUCAGAUUCUAGCAGCAAAUAUCUUGGAAGAGUUGGUGAAAUUAGCAGACGAUGAAGACAAUGAUAUCGGUUUCUUUUCUUUCUCCGUUAUCCUCAAGCUCUGUGAGCAGGAACAGAUGCGGCCGGCACUCGGCUCGGCUGGUGUCAUCUCCCUCUUCCUUAAGCACUUGAGUAGUGAGCGGGUGUUUGUCAACAAGGUGUCCACAUUGAAUGCUCUAUGCCUGUGCACUAAAGAAUCUGUUAACAGGGCAAAAAUAAGAGAUGCUGGGGGUCUCGAGCUGUUGGUGUCGGCACUACAGGGCGGGGAGUGUGGCGACUAUGCCAUGUUGUAUGACAGGAUUAUUAGCUCCCUUGUGAACUUUCUGUACAGUGACGACUGCUUGGCAAGACUUCUGAAGCAUGGUCUUGUCAGUGUUCUGAUAGAGCAUCUCCGGCGGUGCUGUCAUUUGGCUUCAAGAGAGGAGCCUCUACGAAAGGAGGUUUAUGUCUUGGCAGACGCGGCAGAAGUCCAGAAGAAAAAGUCUGAUGAAGCAGCUCCAGAACAAAGUGACAGAGCAGACAUUGAAGUCUUAGAGAAUUCUCUAGCACUUGGAGAUUCAAUAAAACCUCAGAAUAUUUCCAGCUUCAGUGAUUUGCAAAUGAAUAGCCCCCAAGGUGAAGGUCAGCCCCAAUGUCUUUUACAAGCAGAAGAUUGCAGCAGUGAAGAUCCUCUUCUUAUUGACAGCAGUCUAGCCACUGACAGUGAAGGGAUUCUUGUAGGAGAAGUAGCACCUGAUGAGCAGAAGAAUGAAGAUCUGCCUACCUCUUUAGCUUCUGAAACCAGGCACACAUUCAGCAUCAACAGCCCCACAUAUCAGAUGGAGAACUCUUGGAGGAUGGAGGAUUAUAUUUCCGGAGUAACAUGUAAAACGUUUGGUCCUGAUCAGGAUCUAAACAGAGUGAUGCCAUUUAAUUCUGUCCCUGUGGUAGAUCCAUACAGUCCACUGAGUGCUGGGACAUCCUAUUACUCGCCAGCAUACUCUUCUCCUUCUAUAAGCAACUCUGUUUCACCACAAAGUUCACCUAGCCACAGUUCACCUAAUUGCGGUUCUCAGCCCGAUGGAACCAGCCCAGCCUGGUCACUUAGUAGCGAACACCAAAGCUACAGAAGUCUUUCUCAGAAUCCAUCACUAAGCCCAUCACCAGCGUGGCCGGCUACUUUCAGCCCACUCCUAUUUCCUGCUUCGCCACUACAGUCAGAGGAGGAACAAGGGAGACUAAGUCCUGCGUUCAGCUCUCAAACAUCUUUAGGGAGUCAUAUCGGCAGCCAGGAUUGGUCAGUCCUAAGUGGGUCCCAGCAAACUGAUCACCUCGGUUCUCAAGACACAGUAUGCCAGAGCUCCCAGCUUGUUGGAGCUGUAACAAGACGUGGAGCGGUUCACGAUGGAUUGGUGUACUCAGCGUCAGAGGAUGAAGAUGAGGAUGAUAUAGCUCUUUCAACUUUUGACGAGGAACCAGUUUUAUCAACAACUCAGCAAGUUGAGUGCACAGACUCACCAUCAAGUCUUUCCAUUCCUCCAUCAAUAUCUGUACAUCAUCUAGACAGCCAAAACAACCUACCGUCUAUACGCAAGAAAAGUGUUGAAAUAACAAAGUCUGAGACUGACUUGCUGCUUGCUGUGAGUUCAAACGAUAAGAACAGCACAGGAGAUAAGAACAAAACUAGGUCACUAAAAGAAUAUCCAUCAACCCUUUCAGAAAAUAAACUUUCUAGCUGUGGCUUUAUGGAUUCAUUGAAAAGUGUCAGCGAUGGUAAUGUUUUGAACUCACCCUCAAAAAACUCAAUCGAUAUUGAACAAACGAAAGGUGGGUCAAAAGAAGGGAGGGAACUCUGUUCCAAAAACGAGGCAUCAAAAAAUGUCAGAACAGCACAGAAGAAAGAAGGAUUUAAAGUCCCUAGAUCAUCCAACACUAGUGACUUUAUGGCAUUGUCCCCCGCUUCUAGCGAUAGCAACUUGCAUGAUACAAAUGUACAUAGUCCUUACAGAUCUCCUUUUCCUGGACUUUGCUAUAGUCCAAAGAAGAAAUCCAUUUUUGAGAGUGUUAAGACUGUAAAGUCAAAAUAUGCGAAAACAUUUAAAAUUUCCAAUAGCAAAACAGCUACAGAUGAAGGUUCUCAGCCUGAGAAGAAAGACAACGCAAAUUUGGACAGAAGAAUGAAAAAGAUUCUUAAGACUUCCGAGCAAAACAUUUUAGUUUUAUUAUCUAGAAUCUCGGUGAAAAAAAACCCAGCUGAAUUUUUUGCAGAGGCUGGUGUCCUGACCUGUCUUUUAGAUUAUGUGAGACUGGCUGAUAUGCCAAUGAAGCGUUGCUGCCGGAUCUUGCACAGAUUAUGCAGCAACCCUCUCAGUUUCCAGAAACUUCUUCUACUCCAGGUACCAGCUCUACUGGUGAAACUACUGGUGCUUGAGGAGGACGGCACAUUUCCAAGUGUCAUGUUUUGCGCAGAAUUGACCAAUCGGUUUGGGCUAGUGCAGCGCAGCAGAAUGAACCUGAGUGACUUUCAUCUGACCUCCUCACAAAGCUCCGAGGAUGCUGGCUCUCAGAGGUCUGAGAUGGGUAGACUGAUGGAUCUUGAGUUUGGGGGGGAUGCCUACAGUAAGAUGAUGUCAACUUCCAAGUCUUCCAGGCAUGGCUUUUUUAACUGGGACCAGCCCUCCGAAGGCAGUCACUCAGCAAGGAAUGAUUACACAGGAGAGGCGAUCUAUGAGCCAGGGUGCAGUCGAUCAGAGGUCAGAGUUCAGUUAGGUCUUAAGUUACUGCAGUCAUUCUGUUCAGUGGCCAUGUCCAAUUUUGGCCGGGGAGAGAUUAGUCAUAUUCUGUCCAGCCCACUGCCCCAACAGAGGCUGGCCUGUCUCAUCAGCUUACUCUAUCUGUCCAUAGGAAGCAAACAUAAUCCAACACGCAAAAGUUUCCUGCAGCAGUACCAGCUCUGGGAACAACUGAUACCGUACCUGUUCCUCCCUGUAGCUGCUUCUGCCCGGGAAGCUAUCAUUUCUGGCAUCAGUUUGAACUUGCAUCUUGAGAAUCCACCUAAACUUGUGAUGAAAAUGGCAAAGCUUGAUACUUGUCCUGACCUGUUUAACAAAUCUGGAACUCCUGAUUUAUUGACAGAUUGUCCUUCUGAGCAGGAUGUCGCAGCUAACCAGUCAGGGAAGAGACCAAGAAUGGGAAUCAGUAAUUCAUCUGUUAUCACAGAAGCUCAUAAAUCCAACCUUUGCCCCUAUUCUGAUAUGUCGGCUCUGUAUGAUUUACAUUUUGUGAAUUGUGAUAAUCAGGAAGUUACCUAUGGGGUCAACAAACAAAAACUGUCCAGUAAGUCCACCGUAUUUGCGGCCAUGUUAGGCGGUUCAUAUGCAGAAUCAAGAAAGUCGGAGAUAGCCAUAGCUGAAGCCAGCUCAUUCGGUUUCCAGUUUGUCCUACAUUAUUUGCACGGCUGUUCCAGCGGCUGUUCCGUCAUUGACUCUCUUUCACCUGUAGUCCAUACAUCCAGUUCUACAGACAGUAACACAUUCCUUAACUCUCCCAUUGAGAGUUCUGACGCUAAAAUAAAAUCACCAAACAAAGUCAGCCGACCUUGCGAACUAGAAAUGAAAGUAGAAUCAGCACUUCAGGACCAAGAAGCGCCAGUCGACAUUACAGACUCCCAGGACUCCCUCUGUUGCCUCAGUCUGGAGGACAAGUCCUGCAGGUCUGUAUCUCCCUCUCCCCACCCGUCCUUAAUGGAACUGAUUGACAAGUGUGCUGAUAUCCUUGAGGUGGCUGACAAAUACUUGCUGACUGACCUCAUACAGUACGUGUCUUCUGUCUUAUCACACACCUGCUUGCAGCCAGACACCUGUACCAUCAUUUUCCCAUUGGCUUGUUUCUACAAACUGGAGUCGCUAUCCAUUGACUGCAUGAGGGAAACGCUGCUGUCCAAUAUCUCCUGCAAAACUGUUGCUGAUAUUUAUGUAGAUUUAGCUACCUGUGGUUUUAAAGAACCUGUUAGAUUAGCCCUUAUGACUUUAUUCAACAAUGCAUUCCAGAAAUAGAUACAAAGUAUGUGAAUUUGUUAAAUACAGUUUUGAAUGCCUGUUUUGUAGGUAUAGGUCAGUGAUUCCAUAAGGAAGAUUGUAAAAAAAGAAUCACAAGGUAAAACCGUCAAAGAUCUGCUAUUGUUUGAAAACAUUACAAUCCAGAAUAAAGUCAAAACCUUUAUUCAACAAUAGAUUCAAAGUAUGUGAACUUUUUAAAUACCUGUUAUUUGGGUAUAGGUCAGUGAUUCACUAAAGAAGAUGAUAAAAAAAGAAUCAUGUUAAAACUAAGAUCCGCUAUUGUUUGAAAACAUAAACACAUUACAAUCCAGAUUACAGUCAAAACCUGUAAACUUUAAUAAAGUCUGUAAUGGUAUAAAUAUGACAUUGGAUGACUGUCACAUCAUUCAGUAUGUUUCUGGACUGUUGUCUAGAUGGUUUUGUGUUUGAACCUAACCAGCCUCAAUGCUGCACUGCAAGAGGCAUAGGCUAGGACCAUAGACAUGAAUAUAUCUAGGGCUAGAAUAAAAUCUUCAUUUCUGAAGAACGAGUUGGAUCUUAAAGGACAAGGUGAAAAUGUGAUAAUAUGAAAUGUUUUACACAGUAGAAUAGAAACAUAUACCUGGUACAGUAGCAGCAGCCUCUGGCUUGGUGUGUUUUGUUUAAUCAUUUUAAAUUAUUGUCUGUGUUAUUUGUAACGGUAUUUAAGUUGUUGACUGUCUACUGAAGAUUUAUUUUAUUAGAAUAAUUAAUUAUCUGCUGUGGUUAUUAAUUGUUAAACCUCAAAAUGAGAACAAAAAUUUGUUUACUAGUCUGGAAUAAAAUGUGUAAUCAUU